Messenger RNA from Mesorhabditis spiculigera, 708 nucleotides. The record is from the annotation of a GenBank genome assembly. Lineage: Eukaryota; Metazoa; Nematoda; Chromadorea; Rhabditida; Rhabditidae.
AUGAGUGCGAGAAGCCAUUCUUGUACCAGUGCUGAAUACCAGCCCAUAUUCCCGGCUCUACAACCCCGCUUCGUCCACAUUCUACUCCUAUUUAUUGCUCUACCAUAUCCCAGCUUGGCCAGCAUGCCGACGAUUUUGCCAUUAAAAACUUCUACCCCGGAGCCAGUCAAGCAGAUUAAUGAUGAGGAUAUGUUACAAGAUGCUGUCCGAUUCUUCUAUCCGCGGGAAAUUGUCGAGGCCAAUUCUGGUUUGGCGUUGUCGUUCGCUCUGUCGUUAGACGCUCGCCAACAUCCGCUUUCAGCCGUCUUUCGGCUUCGGGUCAGCGGUUGUGGAAAUGCCACGCUACAGGUGAAGAACGAGUUGCUAGAUGAGGAGCUGGAGUGCGAGGGUGCUGCUCAACCGGACACGUGGCUGGAAUGGGAUGUCCUGGAGGAGGUGUCGAAUUCGGAUGAGCAGACGGUACUCAGCGAUUUGGGUUACAACGCGUAUAUGUGUGUUGGGGAAUGCCCAAAUCCUCUGCCCGCUCGAUUGAACGCUACGAACCACGCCAUUGUACAGUCACUCAUCAACAGCCUGAACAACGACGUAAAAGCGCCAUGCUGCGUACCAACGGAAACAUCAGCCCUGAACAUCCUCUACCGUGAUUUGAACGAUUCGAUUGUCUUCAAGCCGUACGAAGGGAUGCGGGUCGAAGCGUGCGGCUGUCGA